AUGGACUUCAACAUAGACUUCAACAUAGACUUUAACAUAGACUUCAACAUAGACUUCAACAUAGACUUCAACAUAGACUUCAACAUAGACUUUAACAUAGACUUCAACAUAGACUUCAACAUAGACUUUAACAUAGACUUCAACAUAGACUUUAACAUAGACUUCAACAUAGACUUCAACAUGGACUUCAACAUGGACUUCAACAUAGACUUCAACAUAGACUUUAACAUAGACUUCAACAUAGACUUCAACAUAGACUUCAACAUAGACUUCAACAUAGACUUCAACAUAGACUUCAACAUAGACUUUAACAUAGACUUCAACAUAGACUUCAACAUAGACUUCAACAUAGACUUCAACAUAGACUUCAACAUAGACUUUAACAUAGACUUCAACAUAGACUUCAACAUGGACUUCAACAUGGACUUCAACAUAGACUUCAACAUAGACUUUAACAUAGACUUCAACAUGGACUUCAACAUGGACUUCAACAUAGACUUCAACAUAGACUUUAACAUAGACUUCAACAUAGACUUCAACAUAGACUUCAACAUAGACUUCAACAUAGACUUCAACAUAGACUUUAACAUAGACUUCAACAUAGACUUCAACAUAGACUUCAACAUAGACUUCAACAAAGACUUUAACAUAGACUUCAACAUAGACUUAACUGGGUCAUAA
Molecule: messenger RNA, 681 nt
Organism: Knipowitschia caucasica
Lineage: Eukaryota; Metazoa; Chordata; Actinopteri; Gobiiformes; Gobiidae
Source: the annotation of a GenBank genome assembly